GUAAGUCCAAGGCCUUAUUAUUUCUGCUGGACCAUUACAAAGAAGGCCUAGCCUGAUUCACGCCUAAUAAAUCAUUAUCAAUCAAUUCUAUCACAAAGUUUCUAAUAGAUAGUGAGAUUAGGGAGAAAAAAAAAAUAAAGAAAUGGAUGCUGCUAAUAAGAACCAAAGUAUAACAGUUGGAAAAUCAAUAUUAGUACCAAGUGUUCAAGAGCUAGCCAAAGGAUCAUUAGCAAAAGUUCCAGAAAGAUAUGUUCAACUUAAUCAAAACCCUUUGAUUAUACAAGCUGAUGAUGAUCUUCAAGUUCCAAUUAUCAACUUUGAAACCUUGAUCACUCGAGAUGGCUUUGAGUUAGAGAAGUUGCAUUCAGCAUGCCAAGAUUGGGGCUUUUUCCAGCUUAUAAACCAUGGGAUUGACACAUCAUUGCUGGAGAGAUUUAAGUUGGAAACCGAAGAAUUUUUCAAUCUGCCACUUGAAGAAAAGAAGAAAUAUUGGCAAACACCAAGCGAGGUGGAAGGAUUUGGGCAAGCCUUCGUUGUAUCUGAAGAGCAAAAACUUGAUUGGGCUGAUAUUUUCUUCUUGACCACACUUCCUAAACAUCUACGCAAACCCAACUUGCUUCCCAUGCUACCAUUGCCUUACAGGGAUACUAUGGAAAAUUACUCAAUCCAAUUGCGAAACUUGGCUUUGAAACUUAUUGAUUGCAUGUCAAAAGCUCUAAAGAUUGACACUAAAAUAAUGAGAGAAAGUUAUGGAGAUCAUGAGGAAGCGCAUCAAUCUUUGAGGAUGAACUAUUAUCCACCAUGUCCGGAACCAGAGAAGGUCAUCGGUUUAACUCCUCAUUCGGAUGGUGUUGCUCUUACUAUCCUUCUUCAAUUCAAUGAAGUUGAAGGUCUUCAAAUACAGAAGGAUGGCAAAUGGGUUCCUAUUAAUCCCCUCCCUAAUGCCUUUGUUGUUAACAUUGGGGAUAUCUUGGAGAUUAUGAGCAAUGGAAUAUACAAAAGCAUAUUGCACCGGUCAGUAGUGAAUGAAACAAAGCAAAGAAUAUCAGUUGCUGCAUUUCACAGCCCUGCUUUUGAUAAGGAUAUAGGCCCUAUUCCCAGCUUAAUUACGCCUAGUACUCCAGCUCGAUUUAUACGGGUUAGCGCGACUGAUUACUUGAAGGGUUUAUUUACUCGUGCUCUUGACGGGAAAUCCUACCUAGACGUCAUGAGGAUCAAUAAACAUGAUGCUUAGUAUUACGUACGUAUUAGAUAAGAAGUUAGCACGAGUUUAAUUAUAAUGUGUAACGAUAUUUGCACUAAUAAGAAUUUGAUGAUUGCAUGAGAAAAUCAUAUAUAAAUCAGUGUAAUAAAUUAAAGGUUUUGUUUAA
Messenger RNA from Chenopodium quinoa (quinoa), 1370 nucleotides. RefSeq names its product protein SRG1-like. The record is from RefSeq and is a predicted model, not a curated record. The transcript is spliced from 4 exons. The coding region runs from base 143 to 1234 and encodes 363 amino acids. NCBI's taxonomy places the organism in Eukaryota, Viridiplantae, Streptophyta, Magnoliopsida, Caryophyllales, Amaranthaceae.